This is a messenger RNA of Cicer arietinum (chickpea), 1445 nucleotides long. RefSeq lists its product as uncharacterized. Gene Ontology annotation, cellular component: chloroplast. Gene Ontology annotation, biological process: chlorophyll metabolic process. The record is from RefSeq and is a predicted model, not a curated record. Lineage: Eukaryota; Viridiplantae; Streptophyta; Magnoliopsida; Fabales; Fabaceae. Gene Ontology annotation, molecular function: chlorophyllase activity.
AUAAAUAAAAAAACAGUGAAGAGAAGACAGAGAGACAUAGGAAGAAAUGGAAGUGACAAGUGUUGUUAAUUCAGUUAGGUUUCUCCAUUUACAAACGCGCUUUUCAUCACAAUUUGAAAGACACAACAACAAUAACAAUGGAUCCUUGUUGGUAUCAGCACAAAUAAACGCUUUUACUCAUUAUCAUCAUCAUCAACAACAACUUCAUCCAAUAAACCAGUUGUUAAGCAGCAAAAUGAAUGGCAGUAAUAACAGUAAAAGUGUGAUCAUCAAGUCAACUUCUUCAUCUACUUCAAUAGAAACUUCUGAAACAUUAACUGAAGUUGAAAGAAUAAAGCAAAGUUGUCUUAAGUGGAAAUGGAAGGGUCAGUAUUCAAUCAAUUAUUUUGUUUCAGCAGAUUCUCCUAAACCUCCUCUCUUACUUGUCCAUGGCUUCGGUGCUUCCAUUCCUCACUGGCGCAGGAAUAUCAAGACACUGUCACAGAAUUAUAGUGUUUAUGCUAUUGAUCUUCUUGGUUUUGGGGCAUCAGAAAAGCCACCAGGAUUUUCAUAUACCAUGGAAACAUGGGCUGAGUUGAUCCUGGAUUUCUUAGAUGAAGUUGUUCAGAAGCCAACAGUACUAAUAGGAAACUCUAUUGGAAGUCUUGCUUGUCUCACUGCUGCCUCAGGCAUUAUCAAACCAGAUUCAAGUCAAACUCUUGUUAAAGGAAUUGUGCUGUUAAAUUGUUCUGGUGGCAUGAACAACAAAGCAAUUGUUGAUGACUGGAGGAUCAAGUUACUACUACCCCUGCUUUGGCUUGUUGAUUUUUUAUUGAACCAAAAGGGUAUUGCCUCAGCAAUUUUUAACCGUGUUAAACAAAGAGAGAGUUUGAGGAACAUCUUGAGUUCAGUGUAUGGAAAUAAAGACUCUGUCGAUGAAGAGCUUGUGGAGAUCAUCAGGGAACCAGCAAAUGAUGAAGGGGCCUUAGAUGCAUUUGUAUCAGUUGUAACAGGGCCACCAGGACCUAAUCCUGUGCAGUUGAUACCAAAAAUCUCAUUACCUAUUUUACUUUUAUGGGGAGAUGAAGACCCUUUUACUCCAAUUGAUGGACCUGUUGGAAAGUACUUUUCUUCAUUGCCUUCCCAACAAGAAAAUGUUAAACUGUUUUUACUUGAAGGGGUUGGACAUUGUCCCCAUGAUGACAGGCCUGACUUGGUCCAUGAGAAAUUGCUUCCCUGGUUGGCCACUCUUUCAAAUUCAUAGGAAACACAUGAUGGAGUACUCCUAAGCAGCAACUAGUUGUUGAAUUGAAACCUUUUAUAGUUGAAUUUAUUGGUGAAUCAAACCUAUAAAACAGUCACAUAUAUUCCAUUUGUAUAGAUUAUGUUGUUUAUAAAUUGUUUGUUUAUAAACUAUCACAUACCAUUGGUGGGACAACACGUUGAGAGAACUUACAUUUUAAAUA